GCGGAAGUGGUCCAGCCUCUGCGACCGGAGCGGGGUCUCUGGGCGCCCCGCGGGGCGUGCAGGCCUGAGCGGGCACCGCCGGGCUGCCCCGGAGCCGGUGGUCAGGAUGGUGCAGCUAUACAACCUGCACCCGUUCGGGUCGCAGCAGGUGGUGCCCUGCAAGUUGGAGCCCGAGCGGUUCUGCGGCGGAGGACGCGACGCUCUCUUCGUGGCGGCAGGCUGCAAGGUGGAGGCAUUCGCCGUGACCGGACAGGAGCUGUGCCAGCCGAGGUGCGCCUUCUCCACGCUAGGCAGGGUGCUGUGCCUGGCCUACAGCGAGGCGGGAGACUAUUUGGCAGCAAUUGAAGAGAAAAACAAAGCUACGUUUCUACGUGCAUAUGUGAACUGGAGAAGUAAAAGGAGUGAAAACUGUCGCGUGUGUAUCCGAAUGGUUGGACAUAAUGUGGAGGCACCCUUCAGCGACACCUACAAAGACCAGAUGUCUAUUAUUGAAAUGCCGCUUUCUGAGGCCCCCUUGUGCAUCUCCUGUUGCCCAGUAAAAGGAGACCUUCUUGUUGGUUGCACCAAUAAGUUAGUCUUGUUUAGUUUGAAGUAUCAGGUCAUUAAUGAAGAAUUCUCAAUAUUGGACUUUGAACGUUCUUUAAUUAUACACAUAGAUAAUAUCAUUCCUGUUGAAAUUUCUUUUUGCAUUGGUUAUGUUGCUCUCAUGUCAGACUUAGAAGUCUUAAUCCUAAAAAUGGAGUCAGACCCUAAAAAUGGAGAGAGUGUCAACCACCAGCCACAUAAGACCGACAAUCCAAUGAAACAGACAGAAGAUGUCAGUCAUGAAUCUUUGCAGCUUGAGUCAGAUGACUUUGUUAUCUGUCAAAAGCCCAUGGAACUUCUCGGUGAAAAAAGUAGCCAAUCUGGAGUAUCCGUUACACUGGAGUCAACGGGAUUAGCUGAUGAAAAAACAAAAUAUUACCACGUUCAGCACCUGCUCUAUAAACGUUUUGCUCCUGAUAUUUCGUUCUGUGUCUUUUCUGAUGACGUCAAGUUACAUUCACUUCAGCUGCUACCUAUUUACCAAACAGGUUCCCUUACUGCUGGUAGAAAAAAAUUGUCUCAGGAAAAAGAGUUGCUGAGUCUCUUCUGUUUUUUCUCAUUGCCUCAUGUGGGCUAUCUGUACAUGGUUGUCAAAUCUGUUGAAUUAAUGUCAGUUUACCAGUAUCCUGAGAAGUCUCAGCAGGCGGUGCUCACACCACAAUUUUUACAUGUCAUCGCAAGCAACAACCUACAAUGUUUCACAGUGCGGUGCAGUGCAGCGGCAGCUCGUGAGGAGGACCCAUACGUGGACACCACCCUGAAGGCUUGCCCACCUGUCAGUAUGGAUGUCUGUGCUUUAAGAAUACAGCUUUUCAUAGGCUUGAAAGCCAUUUGUCACUUUAAAAACCACCUGAUACUUUUGACCAAGGCAGACCCUGAGGCCAUUCCAGAGAGAAGAGAAUCACCCAAGAGGCUUCUUUCUAGAAAAGGAACCAGUGGUAAGCUUAAAACACCUCCUGUAGCUGAGGCUGGGUGGAAUUUGUAUAUUGUGGAUACGAUCUCACCAGUGCAACUGUACAAAGAAAUGGUAGACUACAGUAAUACCUACAAGACCACAAAAACCCAGAGCUGCAUCCACCUUCUUAGUGAGGCUCAUCUGUUAGUGAGGGCUGCCUUGAUGGAUGCCAGUCAGUUGGAACCUGGAGAAAAAACAGAGCUUUUGGAAGCAUUUAAAGAAAGCUGUGGGCAUCUUGGAGACUGCUACAGCAGGCUUGACACCCAGCAUUCCCACCUCGCCUUGCCAUACUAUAAAAUGUCUGGUUUGUCUAUGGCUGAAGUUCUAAGCCGAGCGGACUGGGUACUAGAGGAUGGAUCGCAGAAAUACGAGAGGGGAUUAAUCUUUUACAUUAAUCAUUCACUUUAUGAAAACCUGGAUGAAGAAUUAAGUGAAGAAUUAGCAGCAAAAGUGGUCCGGAUGUUCCACGUGGCUGAGCCAAAGCAACUGCCCCAUAUUCUCUGUAGUCCUUCUAUGAAGAAUAUUAAUCCUUUAACUGCCAUGAGCUAUCUAAGCAAGCUGGAUACUUCUGGGUUUUCAUCGAUCUUAGUGACAUUGACCAAAGCAGCAAUGGCUCUGAAAAUGGGGGAUCUUGACAUGCACAGAAAUGAAAUGAAAAGCCAUCCAGAGAUGAAGUUGGUAUGUGGCUUCAUUCUGGAACCUCGACUAUUGAUUCAAUGGAGAAAGGGACAGAUUGUUCCAACUGAGCUUGCAGCACACUUGAAGGACACUCAGCCUGGUCUGCUUGUGGCUUCAGUUCUGGGCUUACAGAAGAACAACAAAAUUGGAAUUGAAGAAGCAGAUUCCUUCUUUAAGGUGCUUUGUGGUAAGGACGAAGAUAUCCCUCAGCUCCUGGUAGACCUUUGGGAAGCUCAGCUCGUAGCAGGUCUUCCAGAUGUGGUUCUCCAGGAACUCUUUUUUAAGCUCACAUCUCAGUACAUCUGGAGAUUAUCCAAGAGGCAGCCCCCUGACACCAUACCAUUGCGAACAUCAGAGGAUCUGAUUAAUGCCUGUAGUCAUUAUGGCUUAAUCUAUCCAUGGGUUAAUGUCUUAAUAUCAUCCGAUUCCUUAGCAGAUAAAAGUUAUACAGAAGACCUUUCAAAAUUACAGUCUCUUAUAUGUGGUCCUUCAUUUGACAUAGCUUCCAUUAUUCCAUUCCUGGAGCCACUCUCAGAAGACACUAUCGCUGGCCUCAGUGUCCAUGUUCUGUGUCAAACACGUUUGAAAGAGUAUGAACAGUGUAUAGACACACUGUUAGAAAGAUGCCCAGAGGCGAUCAUUCCAUAUGCUAAUCACGAGCUGAAAGAAGAGAAUCGGACUUUGUGGUGGAAAAAACUGCUGCCUGAACUUUGUCACAGAAUAAAAUGUGGUGGAGAGAAAGGUCAGCUUUACCUGUCAUCAUUAAAAGAAACGUUGUCAGUUGUUGCUGUGGAGCUAGAACUGAGGGAUUUCCUGAAUGUCCUCCCAGAAGAUGGCACUGCAGCAUUUUUCUUGCCAUAUCUUCUUUAUUGCAGUCGAAAGAAAUCAUUGACUUGAAGGUAUCAUUUGAAAAAUACCACAAUGCCAUAGAAGACUGACUUUUAAAAACAACUGAAUGUCUAGUAAAAAUGUAAAUAAAGGAUUUUCAUAUCGAAUAUGU
Odobenus rosmarus divergens (Pacific walrus) is the source of this 3218-nucleotide messenger RNA. It is a transcript of the gene HPS3, whose product is annotated as Hermansky-Pudlak syndrome 3. The coding region runs from base 107 to 3115 and encodes 1002 amino acids. Lineage: Eukaryota; Metazoa; Chordata; Mammalia; Carnivora; Odobenidae. Gene Ontology annotation, cellular component: cytoplasm. The record is from RefSeq and is a predicted model, not a curated record. Gene Ontology annotation, biological process: organelle organization. The transcript is spliced from 17 exons.